AUGCGCGGUCGUUCGUUUCUACGUCGGCAUGUUCGUGGUCUCCUGCGGGGUAAAUUUAGCCCAUCGCCGAGUUUAGAGGACGCGCCCGAAGUUGAGGGUGCUCAAUUCGUUUUAUUCAGUAUGACCCACCGACUCCGACGUCGACACGAAACAACAAAGUCUUUCCUAUCACAGUGUCAGUUUGCGGCAUAUAGAUGCGUCGUCGGUCUAGACUUCCCUGCACUCGAAAACUUCGAUACGGAUAUUUUCGCGAGCUACACAGGACCCGAUGGAGGAUUGACACAGGUCGGUGAGAUGCGCCGUCAGCCGUUGGUCCGAAUGGCGAAUUUGGACGACGAGAUGAGUUUAUCCACGGAUGGCAUAAGUUUAUCGGAUGAGACUGACGAAGAUGAAGAGGACGUCGACCAGCCAAUUUCGGCCCCCUUAGGGCGAGAUAAGGAUAAAAACAGAAGUGAAGUCCUGCUGGGUUCGUGUUCGUCCUUGAUAGGGCCGAACGGCCAUGAAGAUACGCCGAGCAGCAGAGGUGCAGGU
This is a messenger RNA of Ostertagia ostertagi, 531 nucleotides long. NCBI's taxonomy places the organism in Eukaryota, Metazoa, Nematoda, Chromadorea, Rhabditida, Trichostrongylidae. The record is from the annotation of a GenBank genome assembly.